This is a messenger RNA of Ruditapes philippinarum (Manila clam), 2410 nucleotides long. RefSeq lists its product as uncharacterized. The transcript is spliced from 2 exons. Bases 351 to 1889 code for a protein of 512 amino acids. The record is from RefSeq and is a predicted model, not a curated record. Gene Ontology annotation, biological process: negative regulation of MAPK cascade; protein dephosphorylation. NCBI's taxonomy places the organism in Eukaryota, Metazoa, Mollusca, Bivalvia, Venerida, Veneridae. Gene Ontology annotation, cellular component: cytoplasm. Gene Ontology annotation, molecular function: protein tyrosine/threonine phosphatase activity; MAP kinase tyrosine/serine/threonine phosphatase activity.
AAAGGUUCGCAGAGAUUCCGCAGAAAAAUCGAUAUCAUCACCCGUUUUCACAGGUAAAAAUAAUAGUGUCGCUUACAUCAACAAAUGGUCACAGUGUCAACGGAGACGUAUGAUUACAGUUGGAAAAAACCCAGGGCGGAUGCAUACGGUGUUUUAUCGGGGGACAUUAGCUUAUGAAGUGGUCAUAAAUGGCGGUUAUCUAGCUAUGGAGCAGUAAAAUGUGCAGUUACAACUGGCAAUAACUUGACAAUUUAUUGUUCAAGAUAUGAACAUAUGUGUGGUUAUAUAAAUACGAACAUUUUGAAUUGUGGGAAUUGGAAGCAAAUACUGGUUUUCAAAGAUGAUCGAGAAUGUCCAGUGCGAAGAGAUGCGAACCAUUUUCUGGUCCAACUAAUGGUCCCUUUUACAGCCGCUACACUGAACAUAAAGUUGUCUUCAACUUCCAUGCCCCAACACCACCGUCACCACAUAGACCUUUGUCGGCAGAUAACCCGUCUUCUUCUUCUCCUUUGACAUUGAAAAAUAAUGACACUCAAAGUUUACGACAAGCUACAAAAGAAUUAGGCAGUCCCUCAUCUCAUAGAAAACUUUGUGAGCAAAGAAGUUACUCUGCUGGUGAAUCACCACUCGAUUUUUCAUACCCUGUGUCACGUGACAAUUCCUCUGACGGACUAUUUUCGUCAUACUCUAACAGUCCUACAGAGUUCCGUGCAAUAUCUCCAAAACCAUUACUUUACGACAGUCCGCUAUCAGUUUUUCGUAGCGGUUCAAUAGAUAGUAGUUACAUAUCGUCACCAAGAAGUGGUAGUUCUGUGGACUCGGCAAAAGAUCGGAGAUUUGCAUUCUCUGAGAAAAACUCUGUAAUAAAUAAUCAAAAACCAAAGUCCAAGUUUGCAAACGUUAUCAAUAAACACUCGGUAUCAAUUUUUGCAGCUGCUGCUUUCAAAGGUGCGCAUGAAAAACUGCGGACAAAGAAACUGACAGUUUCUUGUCCAGAGUUAGUGCAAGAAAGAAAAUCCUCAGCACCUCCAGUAAAAGUUAACAACAGUGUCUCCGCUCUGGAUAGCCUAGCUAAGAAAGAGUCUGAUCAGCAAUCAAAAAGCAAAAAUCUUAAAGUUCCAGAUAUUUUUACCACAUCUUUUACACAUUCAUUAUCAACCGAGACAAAACCUACUUUACAAAAAUCGUCUCUAAGUUUACAAGAGUACCCAUCAUCCUUGAAAAGCGGCGAGAAAACCCAUUUUCAGCGUGCACUUUCGCUUACAAAAACAAAUCAAGACGAUUUAAAAAUAAGAAGUCUGAUAUCACCAAAUAUGUACCGUGACGACCAGAUUUCUCAGGUUACAGAGUAUAUGUUUGUAGGCAGUAUAGAAGCUGCGUAUAAUGAGAGAAGACUUUGUCGUUUAGAUAUUGAGUCCUUGGUGGACAUAAGCAAUCUGAAUGAAAUGCAGGUCCCACCACAGAAGAAACUUGUCUGUCCUUGCCUGUGUCAGAUUGAGUUUAAACAUUUUCGCUCUAGGUUGAUCAUUGCUGUGCCUGACGAAGAGAACGACGGUAUUGAUCAGUAUUUUGAGGAAGUGAAUAAAUUCAUUGAAGGAGCUAGGCGGUGCUCUAAAAAGGUCCUUAUAUACAGCUACGAAGGGAAGUCGAGAGCGGCUCUAUUUGCUGUUCAAUAUCUGAUGUCAUAUGAGGGGCUGUUAUUACGUCAGGCUUACAACAUGGUUAAAAAACAAAGACCUCAAGUGUCGUUAAACCCUUCGUUUCAGAAAGCGCUAGAGAGACUUGAAAAGACGUUGUUUCCGGAUGAGAAACAUUCAGUAAAUAUUUGCAAUGAGUAUUUGAACGUGGCUGACCCCCAGGCUAUCAAAUGCGCCUGGAUAGAUUGCUAGUAUAUAAAACAUGGCAAUCAGUUGACUGAUUUUGUUGCCUUCAUUGUACAUGAAGAACGAUCAAUUUUGGUGAAUUAUAUUUAGUAAUGCUUAAUGAGGAUGGAUAUAAAAUUGAGGAUACAAUGGCGGUCAAGGGACGACAAAAAUGUGUUUUAAUGUUAAAGAUAGUAUCUUAAUGACACUUUUGUAAGAAGUUCCAAGGUGCUUCACUUAAGUGCAAUCUAUUUACGUGUUUAUGUUUUUUCUAUAAAUAGACACUUCUGAGUUUCUUCAUUACGUUGUGUGUGAAACUCUCACACGGACAAUAAAGAGUGAACAUGUAUGUUAGUGAAAAAGACUUGAAACGAUGCUAAAUGAAGAAUCAAUCUGUACAGUAUAAUAAAGUGCAUUGAAAAGCAAAAAACAUUCAAUCAUGUUGAACUUUUAAUCAAUUUUGUAUGAUAAUCAGAUUGUUUUCUCUAAAUUGCUGUUGAGAAUUCUGUGUUCAUUAACAUGGAUUACAAAUAAAAGACACUAACUGA